Molecule: messenger RNA, 1360 nt
Organism: Asparagus officinalis (garden asparagus)
Lineage: Eukaryota; Viridiplantae; Streptophyta; Magnoliopsida; Asparagales; Asparagaceae
Product: outer envelope pore protein 37, chloroplastic
Exons: 6
Coding region: 135-1121 (328 amino acids)
Biological process (GO): monoatomic cation transport
Cellular component (GO): chloroplast outer membrane
Molecular function (GO): monoatomic ion channel activity
Source: RefSeq, a predicted model, not a curated record
CGUCUCCAAACGAAACCCCUUUCUCUGUUCAAAAGAAUCCAAAGCCCUAUCUCUUUUCUUUACCUACACUCUCCAAAACGAGAGAGAAUCAAAAAUCAAAACCCCAUCCUCUCUCCCUCUCUCCGUCAAUCUCGAUGGAAACUCCCAUCAUCGCAAACCCUAACCCUAACUCCCUCCAAUCCCCACCGUCACCGCCGCCGCCGGCGCCGCCGCCGGCGCCUCCUCGCUCCUUCGCCAUCAAGCGGCCUUCGUUGAGGCUGACGUCGGAGUUCGACAGCGAGAACCAGCUCUUCUUCCACAAGGUCUCGUCCAAGCUCUUCGACGGCCUCGCCAAGCUCAAGCUCUCGUUUCAGAACGAUCAGAAUGGGGACUUCUCGCUCCCUCGGAUAGGGUUGAUCACCAAGCACUUCUCAGUUCUUUAUGAUGCGGAUUCGAGGAACGCGCUUUUGAGCGGGUCGUUUGAUUUGUCCGAGUCUUUGAAAGUCAAGGCUACUCAUAGUGUCAAGGACCAACAAGGAGAAGUGGCUAUGGUAGCAAGCUUGGCUGAUCCUUCAUACAAAUUCGAAUUGUCAUCUGCUGUUCCACCCCUAGGAUUGUUUCAGCCACGAGCAACUCUACGGUUCCCCAAUGGUGAGGUGUCACUUGAGGAGAAAGAAAACGAGGAACUUAAGAGAGUGCUGUCUGUUAAUGGGAUCUUGAAAGGCCAACUUCUGAAUGGAGUUUGUACUGCCAUGUACAUGGACAACAAUUUGAACUUAAGAUAUGCAUAUAAGGAUCAAGAAAUGACUUUCAUACCAAGCAUCUCUCUUCCGUCAAAUGUCCCAUCCAUUGCAUUCAAACGCCGAUUUAGUCCAUCAGACAAGUUGAGUUACUGGUACCAUUUUGAUUCUAAUGCAUGGAGCACAGUUUACAAACAUACAUACCGGAAGGAUCUCAAAUUCAAAGCUGGUUACGAUUCUGAGGUCCGACUUGGUUGGGCAUCUCUCUGGGUUGGAGAUGAAAAUGGCAAAGCAAAGACCGCCCCUUUGAAAAUGAAAGUUCAAUGCAUGCUCCAAGUCCCUCAAGAUGAUUUUAGAAACUCAGCCGUCAUGUUUCGAGUGAAGAAGAGGUGGGAUAUCUAGCACUUUUACUUUUCUUCUUUCGGUUUCUUCUGAAGAAUGAGAUGUGGAAUCGUGUUGUUGUAAUGGAGGGCUUUAGGCUCUGCUUAUACCAUCCUGAUGUCUCCAGAUACAGUUUGCAAGCAUAUGAUCCACCAAUGAGAUGAGUUGAUUUAUUUUCUCACUCAUUUUGGUGUACACCUAUUAUUACUCACAAGACAGAAGGGUUGGACCCCAAAUGUAGUAAAAUCCAUCAUUAUACG